AUGACAUUUAUCACCUCAGUGUACUGCGCGCCGGUGCGAGGAGAGCGCGUGGCGAGGCAGCGGGCCGCGGCCGCGGGCAACCUGUUGGCGAGGCGCGGACCUCAGCGCGCGGCGCUGCGCGGCUCCGGCAGUCAGUCGGCGGGAGCGAGCCGGACCGCAGCCAUGGCCGACGUGGACGUGUUGCCCGCCGACGCCAGCGCCGCCAGCGCCGCCGGCUGCGGCAGCACCAACGGCGCCGCGGACGACCUCAUGCCACCGCCGCCGCCGCCGGCAGCCAACGGUCCUCGGAAGUUGGGUCCUCGCGGGAUGAGCUCGCAGGAGCUGUGGACGCACGCGGUGGAGAAGAGCAAGCGCGGCCGCGGCGGGGGCGGCUGCGGGGGCGGCGCGCGCGGCCUGCGGAGGGCGAGCAGCAGCCAGCAGCUGCUGGCGGACCUGCGCCGUGGCGCCGACCUGUCGCGCUGGGAGCCCGAGCUCUGCAUCCAGAUGCUCAGCAUCCCCGCCUCGCAGAACUACUCCGCCAUCUGCAAGCUGCUCCAGAAGGCGCCUCAACAGUGGCUGCUGGAAUUCCUGGACCGCGACGGGCUGGGACUGCUGCUGCACAGCCUGGAGCUGCAGUGCGGCCAGCGCUCGCUGUCCGUCAGCGACGCGCUCACGCAGGCACAGUGCGUGCAGUGCAUUCGCGCCGCCAUCAGCUCCGACACCGGCCUGCAGUACAUCAUCGACCGCCGCGACUACGUGCGCCAGCUCGCCGCCGCACUGGAGUCUCAGAAUAUCACAGUGAAGAUGCAAGUUUAUGAACUUCUCUGUGCUGUAUGCAUGUAUUCUUCAAAAGGACAUGCAAUGGCUCUUGAUGCUCUACAGCAUUUAAAGGUUACACGUGGACAACGCUACAGAUUUGAUAUAAUAAUGAAUGAACUUCGUAACACAGAAAAUGUCGCAUAUCAGACCAGACUUCUGUCAUUCAUCAACUGCCUCACUCUGUGCUGCAAUAACUUGCAGAAACGUGUACGUGUCAGAAAUGAAUUCCUUGGUCUUGGUCUUGGACCCAUACUGAGUUCACUACGUGCAAUUGAUGAUAAAGAGUUGCAGAUCCAAGUUUCAGCUUUCACUAACCACCAACACAAAGAUGAGUUGGAAUUAGAAUCAACAGAACAGCUUACUCAUCACCAAUUGUUUGAAACUAUAUUCAAAAAGAUAGCAGACAGACCACAGGCUGUCUGGUUCUACUCCAUGCUACAAAACCUUGCACAGCUAGAUCCGACAAACCCAAAUGCGGACAAUGUGUGGGAAGCUCUUGAGGCACUUUCGUCUGAAGCUAUAACACCUGGAUUUUCUUUCUAUAAAAAACCAGUACACAGCAACAGUGUUAUGGCUCAACAAAAUUAUAAAAGACGUGUUCGGAGGUGCUGGAGUAUUAAUGUGCCACGGUCAGAAGAUAUCCGUGAGACAUGCACAGUGGCUACUCAGACUGAGUUAGACAAUGUUAGAGAAGCAGUACAACUCAGUGAUCAGGCCACACAGCAGCAACUGUCAUCAACAGAACCAGCAGGAUCAGUAUCAGCACCUCCGCCACCUCCACCCCCUCCACCACCACCACCACCACCACCACCACCACCACCACCACCACCAAUGCCAUCUCUUGCUCUCAAUCCAGUGAUUCCAUCAGUCUCAGGUCUUCCACCACCAUCACCAUUUGCAGAAUCUAAUUCUGAGCAAGAAGUUCCUCCACCUCCUCCAAUUCCCAAUAACAACAACUUUGAAACCCCAGUGUCACGUCGGGUCACAUCUGGCUACCUCACUUGUCCAACAAGACAUUCACUCCCAGCAGAUUUAACAGAUUCUGCAAAUUUUUGGACACCAGUCAAAGACAAGUGUAACACGCUACCUUUGCCCAGGCGGAAGAUGAGAACCCUAAACUGGACAAAACUCCCAAGCUCUGUCAUAGGUGAAUCAGUAUGGACAGAAAUGCAGAGCAAAGCAACCAAUCUUACAGUUGAUUUCAAGCAAAUGGAAGAGUUGUUCUGUCAGAAAACAGCCAAUGUGAAACGUCCAAAGUCUUCUCCAGGAACACUUCCAUCACCAAUAAAUCCCAAGAUUACUUUACUGGAAACUAAGCGUGAUUUGGCAGUAAACAUUUAUCUAAAACAGUUCAAAUCAGGAGGAAAAGCAGUCAUAGAAGCUAUAAAGAACCUCAAAGGAAAUGAUAUAGGCACUGAGAAGCUAAGAGCUCUCUUGCCACUACUUCCCACAGAAAAAGAGUUGACUUCAGUCAGAUCCUAUUCUGGAGAUUUGGACCGUUUAGGAGAAGCAGAGAAAUUUUAUCUACAGCUAUCAGAAGUACCUUCAUUUGCCCUUAGAGUUAGGGCAAUGUUACUUAAAGAAGAGUUUCCUUCAAGAACAUGUGAACUGAAAGAACAACUAGAGGCUGUUGCAGAUGCAUGCAAUAAACUGAUGACUAAUGAACAUUUGAAACAAUUUCUAGCAUUAGUACUUCAACUUGGAAAUUACAUAAAUGCUGGAAGCUAUGCAGGCAAUGCAGCAGGUUUUACACUCAGCACACUACCAAAGCUCUUAGAAAUAAAAGCAAACAAACCAAGACUGACAUUCUUGCACUAUGUGGUAGAAGUUGCGGAAGCUAACAAUAAGGAAAUAUUACAAUUCACAGAAGAGAUGAGCAACAUGAAAGAAAUAGCAAGGAUAUCAUUGGAGUUGCUUCAGGAAGAAGUAAUGAAAGUUACCAGUGAUGUCAAACAUGUUGAAUCGCAGCUGAAGAAAGAUAAAAGUGGAAUCCGGUCAGAAUUCAAAGAUUUCUUGAAGUCGGCUUUGAAAUGUAGUAAUGAACUUCAGCAGGCUAUGGAAAAGGUGAAAGGUUGUUCCAAUGCUUUAGCUAAACAUUUCUGUGAAGAUCCAAAGAAAUUUCAGCCUGAAGAAUGUUUCAGUUUGUUUGCUGACUUUUUUAAUAUAAUUGAGAGAGCUCGACUGGAAAAUGAAGAGAAAAGGAAAGAAGAAGAAAGGCGAAUUCAAGAGGAGAAGGAGCAAAACAAAACAAGUGGAAGCAGAGGUAGAGGCAGAGCGAGAAGAUUUUCACCAGAUAGACAAUAUGCUGCCGUUGAACGGAUUCUGAGGGACAUUUGCAGUGGAAAUUUCAAAUUACGGCGAAGUGAAGCUUAAUUCAAAGUGUUAUAAUUAUUUUGUUGUGUAAUAUCUACUUAAAAGUGCCACUGUGAAGUGGUUAUUUGCUCAGGAUCAUUGUGAAAGAUGCUGUGAAAAUGAAUCUCAGUUAUAUAUAAGUUAAAUGUAUUUACCUUUAAACCUAAGACAAAAUGCAUUUAAUGUGAUGGCUAAGUAGCCCUCUACUGACAGUGAUGUUUAACCAGUAAUUCCUAUUUAUUUUGUACAUUUUCUUCUUUAUGAGCUGUAAAUAACUUUUAUAUAUAAUAUUUUUUUACAAUUAAAUGUUUCAGAUAGAUAAUGGACAGAUUUAGUUCAAGAUAAAUUUAAAAAAAUAAACACAUUCAUUUUCCGUCCUGAUAUGCAUUCACAUAUAUAAUAAAAGUCAGCAACUGAAAGGACCAUACAUGCACGUUUAGCAAAACAAGUAAGCCACCAGAUGAGUUAAUUAGCCCUCUCUUGCUUAUAUGAAUUUGCUAUUACAUGCAUGCAUUUCGUGUAUGUAACCAGUCAUUUUAUGUAUAUCUUCAUAUGGACGAAGGCGUACAUAAAGAAAAGGGAAACACCAGUUUGCUUUUGUUCUACAAUAUUCUAGCAAACUGGUGCUUUUCAUUUAUUAUAAUGUUGUUCUACCGAGGACCGACGAAAGAUUCUGUUAACGUGGAAUGGGAAAGCUUACAUUAUAUGAAGAAAUGUGAUAAAACUUUAUGUUUUCCAGUAUACUGAAUGUAUGAGUGACCAAAUUUGUUACAGUGCAGAGUAAGUAGGAAACUACUACACCUGGCUACAAUUUGAUGAUUUCAAAUGUUUUCAUUGUCCAAAAUUUAGCUGAAUCAAUGAAUAACAAAGAUUCUGACUAAGCAGAUAGAGACAACUAGAAAGGAGUUACUAUUACAGAAACUGACAUUAACUGGUGAUAAUUAAAGGAAGGAACAUAUGUACAAACCAUUAAAUUUGCAUUAAAAAUAAGCUAAAACCAUACCAACACAUUAAUAACUGCUGA
This is a messenger RNA of Schistocerca gregaria, 4174 nucleotides long. RefSeq names its product inverted formin-2-like. The transcript has 16 exons. Gene Ontology annotation, molecular function: small GTPase binding; actin binding. Gene Ontology annotation, biological process: actin cytoskeleton organization. The coding region runs from base 1 to 3171 and encodes 1056 amino acids. The record is from RefSeq and is a predicted model, not a curated record. NCBI's taxonomy places the organism in Eukaryota, Metazoa, Arthropoda, Insecta, Orthoptera, Acrididae.